CGUUCAUCCCAUGGCCCCUCUCAAAUUCUGGAAGUUUGGUGACAAAUUCUGUCUCCUCAUAACCUGUGACUCUUACGAUUACCGCUUUGCGAAUUGAAGGUAUUCUCACCGCCAGAGGGCCGGCUGUUGCGCUGGAAUUGGCAAAGUCUCGCUGACCGAGCUCAAGCAUUUGCCUUGUGUGACAGCGCAGCCGAAUUGAUCAAGUGUCUGAACGGACCGGGCAUCCCCAGCAGUGCUUUUGUCGGCAGCAAUCUCGGCAGUCGACAUCAUUCGAGAACCACUCGCCCCCUCAUCUGGUCCAGAAUGCUCUAUCGAUACGCGCUGAGGGAGGGUCGGAAAUGGCAGGCAACCAUCGUGAAGUGGCACGACAUGAUUGGGUCCUCUGUUGUCACCCUGGAGAAGCUCUGAACCGGAACGCCAAGACGGGGCCUGAUGGGGCCCAGUUUCGGACUUUGAGGGCCGGCGCCGUUCGGCCGUGGGUGGGUCACUCCGCAUCUUGCGGUAUCUUCUUAGUUUUUAAUAUCGCGCGCCGAGAGAACACCCGUGACCGGUGAGGGCUUCAAUAUGCCAGCAAGCGCCAGGUGGCUUAUUUGGGACAUUACCGAGGCAAGACAUAUCGCAGACGAUACAAAGCGGUCAACGAGGAGGUAUGCCGCUAGCCGUCUACUUCCCUCCCGCCCGGGCUGUCAUGGAUGUCAUUCAAAGGUUGUCCCGCCAUAGCACGACGCUGUUUCACCUGCCGGCAGCACUGCUGCUCUCCACUCGGCAGAGCCUCUUUUCUCCGCCGUGCUUGGUGCUUCCCCAGGUUAUCUGGAAGCACUGAGCAUUGUUGAGUCAUCUGACAGUCCCCAGCAGGGACCCGGGCGUGUUUGUGUUUUAGAGCCUUGCGGGGCGGAGUCCGGAAUGCGGCGACCGGCAUCUUUUGUUAAUUAUCCCGCGCUUCGGAGGGGAAACAGAACAAUUGUGGUCUUUGGGCUUCUCUGCAGAUUUCUGGCGGAGUCGACGAUGACUUGCAGCAAGCAAGCAAGAAGCAAGAAGCAAGAAGCAAGAAGCAAAGCCGGGCAGCUUCGUGGCAUCUCGUAUCGCGAGUCCCUGAUUCCGGAGGGGUUGCUGCAGGUACAUGUCUGUAGGGUGGGCUUCGGUGACGACGCCGAUGCUAGGUAUGAUGUCGGGCAGGAAAGGUGAAGGAGUGCCACAGUGCUUCGCCGCCGCGGUGAGGCUCGGCUAUCUUGGAAGCUAGAAACGUGUCAAUCGCUCAGGCAUUGGAAUGCCACGAUGCCAGCUCAUCCACCUCAGAGGUCAUGCACACCCACAAGCCACAACUGCCCGGGGGGGGGAAGGGGGGCAUUGGAGCCCAACACCACCACACCACCAAUUGACCCGAGGGGAGGAGAUAUUGAGACAGCCACAUCUGGUCUUCUCAGUUGUGGCUUGGGUUACGUGAAUAGUACGUGAUGAGGAUGUGCCCGAAAAGGCCCGCCCUGGCCGGACGUUUUCAUCCAGUAGAGACAUCCCAGCAGUGCUUGCCUCACUUUUUGGGCCAAUCAGGACGAUCAUGACACCCACCGGAUGCUUGGUGCAGCAGCGAGGGAUGGGCGGGAUUCGCUGACAGCAGAGCGUGCCACAGGCGACACAUGCAUCUCGACUCUUUGAGAGUGGUCGACCGAGCCCGAUUCUGUUCUAGUGGCAGAAGCAGAGAAAUCUUCUCUUCUCUCCUUGUCUCCUUCAUCGAUCAGGUAUAAUAUGAUGUGUGAAAUGUAGGUGACCGAACUGAGAAGUUGCAACGGUGCCCAAGGAUCGACUCAUGGAUCUCGUGUGGACCCACGACGGCAUCUGCAAUUUGGGAGAGAAGGGGGGGCAUGCAGUAGACAACAGGUAUCGGAGAAUAUUCAACGUCGUUGAAGCUGUGGGGGUUGAGAAGCUGGAAAGCCCUUCUGUGCAGCAGUAGCACGACAGCGACAGUGGAGGUUGACGAUAUUGGAGAAUGGAACCUGGAACUGCCCUGAGAGCCAGUGGAGCCGUGGCUCGACGGGUGUGCUUCAGCGGUUCCCUGGCGCGCUAGCCAGCACACGACCGCUAACUGUGACUGGACCGUUGGGUGCAACUUGCCGCGACAGGAACCCUUACGGCCACCACCGGGCAGCCAACACAUCACCUCUCCCUCCCCUUCCCCCCCCUCCUUGAUGAUUCAUCUUUUUCUCUUCACUAUCUCUCUCUCGUCUGUUGCCGUCUCUUUCCCCCCUCGGGUUAUUUGCCCUACUGGAUACAGGCUGCUGAGCCGCCCCCGCGAAAACGAUGGGAUGCACCCGCGGGACAGAGCCCAGCCAGAAUAUGGCUUCGAUAACGAUUGGGAGAUGGGGAAUAUGACUGUUCCCCUCCGCAACCGGGCGCACACCUCCCACCACUAGUCUACGCAAGAGAACCUGUCGUGGAAGUUGCCGGGGGAUGGAAGCAGCCUUCUUCCUUCCAGUCUUCUUUGAGAAUUCCAUCCGUCCAUCUAUCCAUUCAUCCAUCCAUCCAUCUCACCUGCAGAGAUGAGCUGGAAUUAUUAUCAUCAUGAAUAAGCAAUCGACGGGACUUGCAAUUCCAGGAGUUUAUCGUCAUGAGGUGAGGUGGCAGAUCCAUCCCGUCACAUCCUGGGCCCGUUUGCUUGGGAUCUCCCUUUCCCAGCACUCAUUUGGUGUGACCAAGCAUACCGUUGAUCCCUGGUCCAACAAGUCGUCACCAUUCUGGGUCUCUAUCGAGGUACCUGGUAUCAAGUAUCGUGGUAGGCCACACCACCUGCAUGUCCAUGUCUACCUGAUCAUAUUGUAUACUCCCAUCCUCCCCCCUCCUCCACCUCAUGCCCUCCAAGAAACUCCGUUUCGAAAUCGACACUAAGCUAGCUGACCCCAGACCCCCUCGGCACCUGGUAGGUCUCGUCGUUGCGUGCCAUAUCCAACGAAGCCUCGUGAGCAUCUGCUCGAUAAAUAUCAUUUGCUCGCUCCUCGUUGCGCCAAUCUUUUCCCUUCUUCAAUCAUUAUUAUUAUACAUUGACAUUGACUUACAACAACUUACAUUUGUAUCUGCAACUUCCCAUUCCAUCUUUUGACUCAUCCCGAGUCUUUCACUUCCAACACACACACACACAUACACACACACACACAACCAGCCAACCAUACCAUACCAUACCAUACCAUACCAUACCAUACAUACAUAUCUACAUACAUACAUCCGCUUGUCGCCGGCCGACUUUAUUCUCUUCCCACUCGGUCCGCCCUACCUCUCCUCGCCUCACCUACUCUUGACAGGCUGAAAGGCGACCAGAAUGAGCCAGGUCCAAAGGUUAGAAGCAUUGCUUCGACAAAAAGAGCACGAGAAGCAAGAGAUCAUGAGCCAGCUCAGCAGAGCCCGGACGUCCCGGUCCUCGGCCACAGCUGCCGCCCUCGACUUUGAGUCUGUCCCCGGCAACUACCAGAUCGCUCCGUCACGACCAGUUCUCGCCGACAAUGGACGAUCAAGAAGCAACACGAUACCCCGCAGUGUGACGGCUGCACCCGGCAUUGCUGCUGCUGACAGUGUUUCCCUUCAGCUGGAUCACGUCCAGUCACAGGACCAGAGCCGUCCCAUGAAGCGUUCCAAGACCACACACAAUGCUGGUCCAUCCUCUGGCACGGGCAUGGCGAGGUCCAGCUCAAAUAUGUCCAUACAACCAGGUGUCCCCAGCGGCAGUCUGUCGGGUCCCAGUUCGGCCAUGCUUGAGCAGUAUCUUGGUCAAGGUCAGAUGCAGCAGCCCGUCAACGCCUUCUUCCAGUCACAUUCCCAGCUCCAACCAAUACCAACGGGCAGAGAGAUGGAUGUUGCCGAUUUUCUCUCGAUGCGGGAUACAGGAGGAGACCUUUCCAGCGUCUCGCCCAUCGCCAUCCCUUCCUCCAGAAUGUUGUCGCCCCAAGAGGCAUCACAUUAUCCCGACUCGGGCAUCCCAUCGGCUUGUGGUUCUUUGACCUCGGGCCCAUCUGUCGGAACCACGGCCAUGUCAAGAUGCAACAGCAACUUCAACGACAACAACGCAGCCAUCCUGUCCCAACUUGAGAUGGUCCGCAUUCGGUCACAGCAUUCCACGAAUGGACAAGCUCGACAAGACAGCUUUGGCCCGAGUCAGCCGCCGUAUCAUCAACCUUCGUUGCUUGGAAAGAGGUCGGCCACAGACCUUCACAUGGGAACCGGCCCCAGCGCCCACUUUGUCGGUGCCUAUCCUUCUUCUGCGCCCACCGACUCGAUGCUUCACCAACAUCAGAUGAAGAAGUCGCCCUCCUCCCAGUCGAGCUCUCACUCCAUCUCGUCGGCGGCCAUCCAGGAACUCAAUGCGGGGUACAUGAACGAUGACCUCGGCAUGGAGCGUUCGGUCUCCAGAGACAGCACCAAGUCAAAUAAUUCCCUCAAGGUCCGCGCCAAAGAAUCUCUUGCUCGCCAGAACGUCAACGCCAAGUCUCGCCAACUUCAGCCAAAGCCAGAUGUCGUCAAGAAGGAACAACCCACAUUGGCCACCAACAAGAAGGACCCCAAGGCCGUCAUCACCAAGACCAAGUAUGAGCGCCCCAAGCACCCCAAGGUCCGCUGCCACCAGUGCAACGAGAACCCCGAAGGGUUCCGGGGUGAGCACGAGCUGCGCCGUCACACCGAAGCCAAACACAAGAGCAUGGUCAAGAAGUGGAUUUGCCAGGACCCUGGCCUGCUCGGCAUUCCGCACGCAGAGACGGCCGCCAAGCCUCUGUCGGAUUGCAAGCAAUGUUCGGCCUUUAAGCAGUACGGCGCUUAUUACAAUGCUGCUGCUCACUUGAGACGCACUCACUUCAAGGUCAAGGCACGGAAGGGUGCUGUUUCCAAGAAUGGUGCCAAGGGCGCCAGCUCGGCCGCCAAGGCGGAGGAAGAGAAGCGCGGCGGCAAAGGCGGCGGCGACUGGCCCCCCAUGUCGGAGCUCAAGCUGUGGAUGAUGGAGGUGACAGUGCCGAUGGACCAGGAGGGUGCCCUCGGUCCUGACGGGAGCGACUCGGUGGGCCAGGUCGAACAAGAGGACAUUGACAAUGAACUCGGCGCGCAGGCUUAUGGCGUGCCACCCAACCUUCUCGGCAUGGACGCCUACAGCAACAUGGCCGUCUACGCCGGACUUGGUGGGGGGUUCGGUCAGGAUCUUUCGUCACAGGGUCUCCAAGGCGAGCUUGGAUCGCAGCUCUCCGAUCUGUAUCCGCUCGACACCUCGGUCUUUGCCGCCUCUUUUCAUGGCCUGCCAAUCUCUUCGGCCGGUUUUGGGGACUGCGGUCCAUCACAGGGACAUCAGCUCCAGCAGGGCAUGCCGUCCUCCUCUUCGAUGAUGAGCAUCGACACCUCCAACUACACUUCUCCAGUCUCGUCGACGGCCACUCUCACCCAGGCCGGCAUGUUUGUCAACGACAUGCUCCCGCCCGCCAUGAUGCACACCCGUGAUGACUUGCACGACAUGCCAUUUGACCUUGCCUUUCCGGUUGGGGGGCACUAGAUCAGUGUCCGCUAUCUUGUUCCUUUUGCGUUGUUUUCUUCGACCGCCUUAGCGUACCGCGAUAGAUGGGUUUUGCUAUCUCGUUUUAUCACCACCUUACACUACACAACAACAAUAACAACAACCCCUUCCCCACCCAAAAAAAAAAAAAAAAAAGAACAAACCUAACACCAAAAAAAGUCCUUUUCUUCACGGAAGAGCAGGGUGUACAACCUUGCUUUUCCAUCCUUUUCCCAGCCGGGGCGGUUUACUGCUCGGCAUAUUUCGGUCUAUUUCUCUCUCACUUUCACAAUUCAAGAAGCCAUCGCUCUAGGCUUUUACCCCCCCUCCCUCCCGAUAUGGGUUCACUCAUUUCAUCAGUCAACUGAUCGAUCGACGGGGAUACGUUUCUCUGGUUGGAGUAGCCUUUUGUUCUUUUUCUUUCUUUUUGCCGGAUCCCCAAUCAAUGACCUUCUUUUUUUUGCAUCAACGGGGUGGAAGAUACCCAGAGCAACAACAAGAAGCAGAUUGGAUCCUGCGAGGUGAAGAAAGACCGGGGAUCAUCACUUGCGCUAUAUACAACGUUUACACUUGUCAACCACGCGGUUUUGCCUACGGAAGAAGAAACCAUGGCUGAGAAGGCCAUCCAACACACAGACCAGAUUGUCAACCCAUUUUUUGUUUUUCGCUUCGAUUUUGUACAUGUUUACACAUAUUAUUGUUUCUUUAUAUCAUUCCUCGCGCACGCAUUGAGCAUUUCCGGGGGGGAGGGGCAAUAGUUCGACACAAGAAGAAGCCUGAACCAGUCAGGGCCCCUUUUUUUUUCAACUGUUCAAGCCAACAUGUGGCCUCGUCAAAUGACGCCUAUGAAGUCUUUGUCUGUCGGUUUUACAAAGAUAUCAGAUUGGAAAUUGUUUCUUGUCUUUUUUUUAAUGUUUUUGUUGCUUCAAGGGAAUUGGAUAAUGGGCGUUUGGUUUGGUUUGGUUUGGUUUGGUUUGGUUUGGGUUUAUCACUGGACAAGAAAGGAUUGGUAUUUGGGGUGACACAGACACAACACAGACUCAAACAGAAGGGGACAUGACAGAAAAAAAAGGAUGGGCUGGACCGAUUCAAAUGGACAUGGAACAAAAGAGACGGGUUAGUUGUAGCAUGUCGAACAGUACAAAGAGACGAAUUAUAUGUAAUGUAUUUAAUGGUGGUGGUGGAGCUGAGGGAGGAGAGAGGGGGAUAUAAUGUAUAUAUCUGGAUGUUUGGAUGAGGGGAGGCGGUGGAAAUGGAAAUUGUGGAUGCAAAA
Podospora pseudopauciseta is the source of this 6788-nucleotide messenger RNA. RefSeq lists its product as uncharacterized. The record is from RefSeq and is a predicted model, not a curated record. The transcript is spliced from 4 exons. Lineage: Eukaryota; Fungi; Ascomycota; Sordariomycetes; Sordariales; Podosporaceae. The coding region runs from base 3308 to 5515 and encodes 735 amino acids.